CAUCAUUCGAGGCAUGAGAUUCAUUCCGGCUCAAACAGUCUUUACGAGAUUUUAAUCGCGUCAUUACUUUUUUUUUGUAUAACACGAGAGAUGUAUAUUUAAUCAAUUUUCAAAGUUCAAGCUAAGCUGUUACGCUUUUGAGAGCGAAUCUUCAUUUUUUUUAAUUUUUCCUGUGAUAUGAUAAAUUUUGUGAAUUAAUUUCCGUCAUCUGGAAAUUUCUGAAUAAAAAAUUAUGACGAUCACUAACUCAAAUUACUGUGACAUGGCUCGGUCAAAUUUCAAACGAAGACACUCGGAUCUAUCGCAAUUUGAAUCCGUUGCCAGAAUAUCAAGUUUUCCUAUUGUUGAAAGCAGUAUCUGCAUUGCUGGAAAUGUUUACGAUAUGAUUAAGAGAUCAAAUUCACUAAUGAAUUGGAGUUUGGAUACAAUGGAGCAAUCAUUAGCUUCGGCAACAGCAACAGCAAAAUCUGCAAUUUUUGCUUUCAAUGGUCCAAUAACAACGAUCGAUCAAAUUCUAUGCAAGGGAAUUGAUAUCGUUGAAUUGAGAGUACCAGCAAUUCAUCUUCCUCCACAGCUCAUGUACUGGAAUACGAAAGAGUAUGUGAACAAAAAAUUUGUCAAACCAGUUCUAAUGAGAGCAGACAGUGUGAAGCAAAUUGGCAGCCUAGCUGCAAAUGCAGCUGCAGAUAGAUUAGAUGGAGCCUUAUCUGUCGCAGACCAAUAUAUCGAUCAUUAUUUACCAGGAGAUCCCAGUGAUAAAAUUACUGAAGUCGAUUCGGCUCCAGUUGAAACAACAAGUAAGACAGUGCGAACAAUAAAGCAUGGUGCGCGAUUUUCACGAAAAUUACAGAGAAGACUAACGCGACGCACAUUGAUGGAGGCAAAAGCACUAAAAAAUCAAGGAACAGAAUGUAUCGCUGUUCUUCUCUACGUCGCUGAACUCAUAGCAACGGACCCUAAACUGGCUUAUCAAAAAGCAAAGGAAUUAUGGGCCACACUGAGUUUACCGGAACCGGAAAAUCAAGCACGUCCAGCAACAUUGGAACAACUAUUAGUACUUCUAACACGUGAAUUUGCACGCCGAAUUGUUCAUUUGGUGAAUGCAACGACAAUUCUUGCUUCACGAUCGCCACGAGUUUUUGGUAGAUUGCUGGUGUCAAUCUCACAUCAAAUGCUCUCGAUCGCCGAUGCUGCCAUUAAGGCAGCGCCAAUAGUUGAUAAACAGGAAGCCUAUAAUAUGAGCAAAUCCGGCAUUAAUACAGCAAUCAAUAGGCUCAAUUCAACAACAAAUCAAUUAUUAGAACAAGUUGCUGCAUUUUUGGCAGGAAGACCUCAAGUGCAUAAGGCAAAUCACAAUCAAAAUCACAAUAAUCAUAUGAGAAUCUCUUCCAAUCCACCUGUAAAUGGAAUUGAAUAAUUAUUUUCAAUUUUAAAAUAAAUUAAGAAGAGUUUAAUUUCAGAUUUUUUUUGUUUGAAAGAAUGAAGAUGGAAAUGUACGGCAAAAAGAAGAUAAAAAAUCUUGCUGAAGAAUUUAGAGACAAAUGAACAAAUAAUUAUACUUAUUUUUCAUUCUUAGAUAGUAUAAAUUUUUUUUCUAAUUCUAGCGAUAAAUGUAAUUUUAUUUUUUUUUUUGACACAAUGUAAAAGUGUUUAUUUUAACUACCAAAGUGUAAUGAAUUUAAUAUUAAAAGUGAGUUAUUAUAAUAAAGAUUGAGAAAAGGAAUAAUUUA
Molecule: messenger RNA, 1730 nt
Organism: Leptopilina heterotoma
Lineage: Eukaryota; Metazoa; Arthropoda; Insecta; Hymenoptera; Figitidae
Gene: Lsd-1
Product: lipid storage droplets surface-binding protein 1
Exons: 8
Coding region: 233-1417 (394 amino acids)
Biological process (GO): positive regulation of triglyceride storage; lipid storage
Cellular component (GO): cytosol; lipid droplet
Source: RefSeq, a predicted model, not a curated record